AUGGGAGGAAGGAGUCGGGGCAACCGCACUCAAUGGCAGGCGCCUCGAGAAGAGCAAGCCCGAGCUCCUGGACGCGGAGAGCAGGGAUCGCAAAGCUGGGGCUACUGGCGUGGCAGCUGGCAGUCUUCGCCGAAGGCCAAAUCUCAGCCCAGUGCUGCGGUCCGGUACGAUCGAUCUGGUGGAAAGGCUGCCAUCGACAGGACGGCUCCUUGGAAGCCCCAGAGUGCGGAGCCGGAGACCGUGAUGAAUGCGGUUCAGCGCGCUUUGACUUCGACCCGGAAGGCAGAUGUGCGGAUCAGGAAGCUGCGCGAGGAGCGGGACAAGAAGGACGAUUGCUGGCGGCAAUUUGUCCAGAAAUCCAAGAAGGAGUUCGCUACGCAGAGACGCCUGUACGAGGAGGACUUGACGAGGAUCGACCGCGAGUUGGAGAGCGCGGCGGACCAAGGAGAACAGGCCGCGCAGAGGGUCAAGGACCUUGUUCUCUAUGGUGCGGAUGCGUUGGCUCCCGCUCCGCCUCCGCAGGAAGAGCCGGCCGACAUGGAGUGGGAACAGUUAGUGGCUACGGAAGACCGCUCCGACGAGUCGACUGGUUUCUACAGAGAAGCUCUGCGGGCUGCGAAGCAGUUUUCUGGCGGGUCUCCUACCCCGUCGGAUGCCACGGUGCGGGCUGUUCUUGCAGAAGCCCUUCCCUGCAAGACUCCGGUCCGUGCAGGGCCCCCGCGCUCACCUCUUCCCUCAGCUGUGUUGCAGCAUCCCAGUGUGGCUCUUCCACCUCCUGGACUAUCCGCUGCUCCGGUGGAAGAUGGCUAUCCUUCCCCUCCGAGCCUUGGGGAAGCUCCUUCACCAGUGGUCAGUGCGAUGAACAAGCUGCGGGUGGACGGGACUCCACCGACCAAGGUGCAUCCUGGCCAACGCGAUGCUACCAAGCCUCGCACUCCGACACAUGCCGAGGCUCCGCGACAGGGCAUCAAGGAAGCCACUAUGUCAGCUCCUCACCACGACAAGCCGGAAGGAUCCGCGCUCUCCCGGAGGCUGGCAGAAAGGCGUCAACUGGAGACGGGUCGAGCCAUGCAGGCUUUUGGUGGCGCCGGUUGUGCUGGCGAAGGUCCAGUCUUGCCGGCUGCCCCGAUGGCAGCUGCCGAUCCACUUCCUCCCGGUCCCAGUUUUGUGGAAGACGACGAGGACGAGCCUCCGAACUCUCAGGAAUCCAACGGCCUUCGCAGGUUGCAAAGGCUCCUCUUUUACUGUCUUCGUCGCCUGGACUUUGUUGUCCUCGGGCGCCUCAGUCCUGCGGUCGGUGAAAGCCGUGGAUCUUGCCUUGAGACUGCAGGGGCAGCGGGCUUGCAGUUCGUAUCGGUCCCGCCUAUCGCUGCUUCGGUUGCUGCGAAUGACGGCCCUGUGUUAGGCGUGACCAUUUAUGCCCCGCAUUUUGGGUCCGUUUCCUUCGGUGUCAUGUCUUGCGCACCGAUUGACCUUGAGGAGUUGGUGGCCCAGGUCAAAAGGUCGAACAUGCUUCCGGCCCCUUGCUUGGAUUUCAUAGUGCCCAUUUCUGAGCAAAGGUUUCCAUGCACAAUUGAGCUGCUUGCAUUUCCUUCCUUUUUGCAUCAGUUGCAGCCCGCUCACUAUGCAGUUAUGCUCGAUCUAACCCGUGUCGGUGGACAUUAUCAUGCUGCUUCCUUCCCUGAAGGACUUACGCUGCAAGGUCUCCUCGCCCAUUUGGAGACGCUGAUGUGGUAUCGCUCCGAGGAUGUCGAUGUGUGGAUCGGUGCUUCUGAGUUCCCUGCUUCACGGGGCGCCCUCUCGUUCGCUUCAGGGUCCACUUUCACCGUUCUGUGUAAGGGCGUGAGGCCCGCACGGGCUUACGACUUUCGACGUGUCCUUUCUUCACCCCUGGAAUGGGGUCCCUUCGAGCACGCACCUCGGCCUUCGAGUGCCUUGCAUCAUGCCGUCUUCUGUGAGAGACGCUGGUCUCGGGUUCCCUUUCCUACACUUGCGACCUGCUGCUUAGAAGAUUCAGUUCGCGAUGCCCUGAAUCUGUCUCCGGAGGCAGGUUUACUUCAAACUAGGCCGCGUCUCAAUCUUGCUGUACAUGGAGACACCUGCCACACCGUGUUUGCGGCGGCCUCUACGGCGCCGGCUUGGCUAAUUGAUUUGAGGCCGCUAGGUUUCGCGAUGCGGAUACUCCACAAAACUGGCCGGCCGGAGGUGGAGGACAUUCUGUCGCUCAUCACUUUUGCUCGACCGGGCGACUCCUUUCCUGGCUGCCCCUGUCAGAUCUCUGCUAGUGUACGGGUUGCAUGCACGCCGGAGGUAUGUGAGGUCAGCUCCGAUGACAGCCUUCCCAUUGUCGGUGUGCGCUUCGUUUACUCGCAGGCUGGCUCUGAAGAUGUGGCCUCCCUGCUGGGAUCCUGCGACCAAGCAGUUGCAGGUGCGGCGGACCCGCCACAGGCGCAGUGCAGGAGCCUAUCCUCAGGUACCCCUUCCCUUUCACAGGCUGCGCAACACCAUGUUGCUCUUGAUGAGAGGGAGCAUCUUCCUGCUCCUUUCCACAGGCUAGAAGGUGUUCCCCUUGCGGCUGAGGAGGUUGCUCAUGCUGGCGCCAGCCAGUCGACGACCACUCGUCUGGAUAUGCCUGUAGCCGAAUUCCGCAGCCUUUCUCAGGGCACGGAUGCAAUACGGCAGGCUGUACAGGCACACGUCGACCGAGCAGAUGAGGAACAUCUGCCGGUACCAUUCCAACGACUUGAUGGUUUUGGCCUCCCCGCGGACCCGCAUGCUGCUGUGCACACAGAUGAGUCGGAGGAGAGCUCACACGAACACCAUUGUCGGUCUACCUUUGUUGUCCUUGUUCCGGAUAUGACACCAGAGACAGUGCAGGUUGAGUUGGACGCGCCAUGCAGCGUGGACACGGCCAUCCAGGCCUUGGUUGAUGCGUCCGACGCCAGUCGCUAUCGCUUCUUUCCUCGCUUCCUCGAAGUGGUGCCGCAGCCCUGUCAAUACUGGGGCACGGUUUUGGCGCUGCCACCAUGGUCGGAAGCCGAGCCCAUCUCGGUACUGGAUCUCUUGGAGAUAGAUGGUCGCUUAUACGCCACGUACCUGCCAAACCCCUUUACCAGGGGGCAGGCAUUCCAUGCAGCUCGUCUGCCUGAUGGGGUAGACUAUGCCGUCUUUGCGUAUGGCCACUUUGUGCCCAUGGCACCCGGUGACAGGAUCGAUGUGCAGGAAGGGGGAAAAAUCUCCUUUCGACGUGCGGGUGCCGCACAUCUUGUUCAAGGCCCGUCCCUGCGGACCAUGUUGGCCAGUCCGUAUGGCUGGGACCCGGAGCCUGUGUUGCCAUUUUUACCCGCCGAUAACAGGGUUUGUGUGGUUCAUGAGUCCGGGUAUGAUUUGGUGGUUGCUGAGCCCGACUACAGCGAAAGUGACCUGCUGCCCCUCGCCCGGGCCGCCAGUCGGCUGCCGCGAGAGGAAGUUCUGUUUGCUGUCGGAAGACCCGAGACUCAGGAUGUCUCGUGCCAUGGCGUACCUUGUGAGGCCAUCUGCGCUAUCGCCCCUGAUGAUUUUGGAUUACAGCCAUGCGUUGUCUUGGUCGAUCAGAGACCACUACUGGAAGGGUGGUCGCUUUGGUCGUCUCAUGAUGGGACCAUUUCACACGUGGAAAUCACCGGCAUGCUUGAGACCUUUGUGCCUAAUGGGUGGCAGGUACAGGUACUUGGGGCACCGAUCGAGGCUGGCUUUCUGCAGGUCAGGAAUGGGGAUGUAUUGGUUGCUGAAUUUGUUCCGAAUACGUCUCCGGAGGAGACCCCGCGGCAGCCUCCGUCACCCGGUGACUCCUCAGAUGACGGUUCAAGUAGUCUGGAUGAUGCUGAUACGACUUCUAGACGUGACUGCACCAAUCCCGGGUCGGGAGCUCUCGGGAACGCAGUCGACGCUAUCGGUGGAGCGUACAGAGAGCGUAGCAGGUCCCCCAGGCCAGGUGCAAACAGCGAUUUACAUUCUCACAUGGCAUGGAACAUCUCAGCCCGACUACUUGCGUCCAUCACCUGCGUGUGGCGUCCCGUCAUUGACACCUUGUCACAUUUGACUUGUCGGCUUCUGUCUGAGCCUCGUGGUGCAACCGCCUCUGAGCGGCACCACCUUGACACCCUCCGGAGCAUCACUGGGGCCUUGGGGGGCACCUGGCAUCCGACCUUGCCCGUUUUUCUUCAGGAAUUGCUGCCGACUGCCGAGGAUACUGCUUCUGAAGCAAGCGAGGGAUACGGUCCGCGGACUUGCUGGGUCUCUUGUGUUGUGCUCAAACUUGAUUACGUCCCUGAAAAGGUCACUGUGGCUGUUCACCUCCCUUGCACACAGCCCGAGCUCGAGCAUGCAUUGCAGGAUGCCCGAGAUCCCGCCCUGCGUAGACUCUUUCCAACACUUACUGCGGUGCUGCCCCAGCCCCGGUCAGGUUUUGCAGUCUUUAUCGCUCAGCCACCGUGGAACACGCCUGGCAUCGCGGUUUGCUUUGAGCUUGCGGGCGUGGAUAAUAGGCUAUUUGCUACCUUUGUCCCCGAGUAUGUCACAUGCGGUGAGAUCCAAAAGCUUGCAGAGCUCUCUCCUGACUCGGGGGUACAGAUCUGGGCCGGACCGCAGCUGGUCCGUCUGCUUGAUGGCGAGCCCGCCCAUGUCUUUCCUGGUUUGUUGCUGUGCUUCACGCCUGCAGGGCGACUCCCGCCUACUGCCCACACUCUGGGUGUCAUGCUCCUCGACCCUGAGCUCUGGAGCGACAUCGCUGUUCUUGACGAACCUCUGUCUGACUGUGCCUUUUGUCUGGUCACCGAACGACGCAGUCAGGUCCUCCUGCUUGAGGCGUAUGAAAUGCCACAGUACAGACGCCAUAUCGCGUCCGCGACUGGUGUCGAGCUGUCCAGGCUCCGUUUGUUUGCCGAACAGCCCCAGGUGAGAGAUACCGCGGUGAAUGGAACCUUUUGCCACUCGGUGAUAGCCAUUGGUUGUCAGGACUCUCAGCAACAGACUUGCUGGAGUCUUGCAUUGCUGGAUUGUCGACCCAUCGAGCUCGGCUGGCGACUGACCCAGGUUGCUGGAGGUGUUGUUGACAUCGGCCGGGUAGUAGACGAGUAUGAUCAAAGCGCUCCACUAGGAUGGAAGGCGUUUGUCCCCGAUGUUCCUGCACAGACAGGCAAGGCUGCAGCCUCACCGGGACAGGUUUUUACGGUCACCUAUGCCCCAGCUCCGACUGUUGCUUUUCCUCUGUCCAGCAGUUCCGAUACAGCCAGGGCUAGUGUCACCCCCACAGGGACCGCCACUUAUCCGGCAUCGCGAGGGAGCGCCUGGAACGAGUCGGGCGCUGAUACGCAAGGUCGGGGAGGCCCGCCCUCGACUGCUGCUCAUCCUGACAGCAGCGUUGCGUCUAUCGAUACAGCAAUGUGCUUUGCCCUACUUACGCCAGCGUACAGCACUGAGGUCGUCACGGUCCGGGCCAGCCUGCCGACGCAAUCUGCUGAUGUGGUUGGACAGAUACAGCAUGCACGGGAUGUCACCCGGCAACACCUUUUUCCUAGGCUGCAGGUUGUCCCAGUACAACCCCCGUUCUCUGCCUUGCCGGCAUGGCCCUUUGAGGGAGUGCCGAUAGUGCUUGCGUGCUUUGUCCCACCUUGCCGAGUGUUUGCGGUCGUCGUUCCUGACGUCCUCCGGCACCCUGCCAUCAUGCGUCUGAUUGACGCGCCUGUCGACACCCAGGCCCGCGUGUACAUCAAUGAUGUGCCCUGGGAGAUACCUGUUGAUGCUCUCGUGCAUCUGCACCCGGGAGACUUGAUUACAGUUGUCCCUUUGGCCGAUGAGGUUGCACCCCCCAUCCCCCUGGAGUGCUUGCUUAUGACCACGUGGGGGUGGCCUUCGGACCCUGAGGUGCCGCUACCUGCCGAUGAAGCCAUUUGGCUUCUUACUGACCAGAUGGGUUGUAGGCAUCAGGCCCUCUUCGUUCGUGUUUAUGCCCUCGGAACCGGUUAUGUGGUUCGCCUUACUGGCGGGCAUUCCCCUCUCGGGGAAGAGAAUCACUUCCGACACGUGAGCCCAGGGAGAGUACUUACCGUGACUUUCGUGCCUCGUUGGAUGCACAGUUCACCGCCUCCUGACGACGGUGGAUCUGACGGACCGGAGGAUGAUGGUGAUGGAGAUGCGGGCGAUGGUGCCGGUCCCGAUGACCGUAACCAGCCACACUCUUCUGAUUUAAUUCUCGAUGCGCAACCGGCCGCACAGGCACAGGCAGGCGGUGCCGAGAAUAUUAUCGGCACGGAUGUUCCGAAUACCGGCGCUGCGUGGAGCAGUCGAGUAGCCACGUGGGGUAGGAAGUUUUCACGAUAUGCCUUUCCUGAAGGCCCCUCCUACCUCACCUCUGUCCUCCUGCUUUUCAUGCAAAUGUAUGCCAAGGCUACGCACACAAAGCCGGACAUGUGCCUCCCCUGGCCAGAGAAGUUCGCAGGUUGCUGGAGUCCCCAUGAGGGAGGAGGCCUCUCCAGGUCCACCGACAUGAUGUCCCCGCACCAGGUUGCCGAGGUGUGGGCGGAUAUCGAAGGGGAGGCCCUGAUCACACUUCUUGAGGAGUCUGUUGCGCAGCCUGCAUCGGAAGCCAUGAUUGCCCCCGAGCCUGUUGCCUUAAAACUGGAGGAUGCCGUUCCACUUACUGCGCACCAACAGGAUGUAUUGUUGCUUCAGUCGUGCCUACCACAUGCCCUCCCGUCAGAGGAGGUCGACUGGCUAGACACUGAUCUGACAGCUGUCCUUAGCUUCCAAGAGGUUGGUCUUGAUAUCAGGACUGCCCUCAUCAACAUUCCCAUUUGGUGCCAGUCCGGCUCGCCGAAGCCCGACAGAAUCGACAUUUACACAGAUGGGUCAGCCGCGUCCGAGCUGACUAACAUCCAGCCAUGCGCUUGGAGUUUCGCUGUCUUCGCGAUAGCGGACAACCGCCCAUAUCUGUUGGGACACGCAGCCGCGCAGUCAGCCCCGCCAGAUACGCCCUACUUCUUAGGUGAGGUCCUCGAGGAUGCGUUGACAGCAGAACUGCUGGCCCUUUGUUGGGCUAUGUGUUGGGCGGCACAACACGGCCCCCAAUAUGCUGUAGCCACGCACUUCAUGUAUGAUGCCUUAGGCGCAGGCCAAGGAACCUUCGGUACGGCCAAACCAGUUAGCGGGGCCGUCCCUGCACAUUAUAGUGGGCUCGCUGCUUUCGCGGUUUCUUUGCGUCAUUAUCUCAAUGCCCGCCUGCCGAUUGCACACAGACAUGUCACAGGCCACACAGGAUGUCUGGGCAACGAGCUCUGCGACGCCUUGGCGAAGCUCGCCCGCUCACAAGCGAGCAGCCCAUUUGACAGGUGCUUGCCCGAAUGGCCCGCCCAACGGGCCAAACAUCCACUAGCAGCAUGGGCUUGGGCCACCGUCCCAGGCCAGGCUGAUGUCCCGCAGCUUUACUGCUUUGAUGCGGAGGUUUCUCUGUCGCAGUCCCAACCUGCGGAAAAAGCUGAGGCUCCCGCACAUGGUGCGCGAAAGCGUACCGAGAUUGCAGCCGCAGCAGAGUUCCAUUUCACCAGUGUUAGUGUUAACGUUCUUACACUGAAAGACAGAGGCCCCGUUUCAGGUGAGCAAGGUGUCGGUAUGCGCAUACUCGGACGCAAGGAUGUAUUAAAGGCAGCCCUUGUUGAACUGAGCCCUUUGUUUGUCGGUCUUCAAGAAACGCGUCUGCCAGACGCUGCUGUCCUGCCGGACCCGGACUAUCACAUCUAUAGCACAGCGUCCUCCAGCCAAGGUUCAGGCGGCUGUUCCUUGUGGAUUGCUAAGGCGGUUUCCCUGUACAAAGCGCCAGGUGACGUCCGUUAUAUCAGUUCUACCGAUGUCACCGUCACUGGGGCCUCACCGCGCCACCUUGUUGCGUGCGUUCAGACCCCUCGCUUUAGCCUGCAGCUCUGUGUUAUUCAUGCCCCUUCGACAGCCAACGUGCCAGUUGCUGAGGUCCGCGAGUUUUGGAACCACUGA
This is a messenger RNA of Symbiodinium sp. CCMP2456, 8025 nucleotides long. Lineage: Eukaryota; Dinophyceae; Suessiales; Symbiodiniaceae. The record is from the annotation of a GenBank genome assembly.